Molecule: messenger RNA, 1149 nt
Organism: Malassezia globosa CBS 7966
Lineage: Eukaryota; Fungi; Basidiomycota; Malasseziomycetes; Malasseziales; Malasseziaceae
Exons: 2
Coding region: 1-1149 (382 amino acids)
Biological process (GO): positive regulation of RNA polymerase II transcription preinitiation complex assembly
Cellular component (GO): proteasome regulatory particle, base subcomplex; cytosolic proteasome complex
Molecular function (GO): ATP hydrolysis activity; ATP binding; proteasome-activating activity
Source: RefSeq, a predicted model, not a curated record
AUGGUGCGUUGUCGCAUAGGAGGCGGCGACAAAUGUCGUGUUGAAGUUGACACUGACUGGAUAGUGCGAGCUGGCAUUCGAACGCUCCAGAGGAAUUACGACCGGACAGAAGAAGAUAUCAAAUCAUUGCAGUCCGUUGGACAGAUUAUUGGCGAAGUCCUUUGCCAGCUGGAUCCUGAGCGAUACAUUGUCAAGGCAUCGUCAGGCCCUCGGUAUGUCGUGGGUGUACGUGCUAUUGUGCCAAGAUCCAAAUUGGUGCAAGGUGUGCGGGUAUCGCUAGAUAUGACAACACUCACCAUCAUGCGUAUCCUGCCACGCGAGGUGGACCCACACGUAUACAAGAUGAGCACAGAGGACCCUAGUGGUGCAUCGUUCGCAGGGAUUGGUGGCUUGAGCGAGCAGAUUCGUGAGCUGCGCGAGGUGAUUGAGUUGCCACUUCUCAAUCCCGAGCUUUUCGAGCGAGUGGGAAUCAAGUCGCCGAAAGGUGUGCUGCUGUAUGGUCCACCGGGCACAGGCAAGACGCUCUUAGCACGUGCUGUCGCCGCAACACUCGACACAAACUUCCUAAAGGUUGUGGCUAGCGCGAUUGUUGACAAGUACAUUGGUGAAAGUGCACGUCUUGUCCGUGAAAUGUUCGCCUAUGCGAAAACGAAAGAGCCAUGUAUUAUCUUUAUGGACGAAAUCGAUGCCAUUGGUGGGCGUCGAUUCAGCGAGGGAACAAGUGCAGACCGAGAAAUCCAGCGCACACUGAUGGAGUUGCUGAAUCAAAUGGAUGGAUUUGAUCAGCUCGGAAAGACAAAAGUCAUUAUGGCGACGAACCGGCCAGACACUUUGGAUCCUGCGCUGCUCCGACCUGGGCGCAUUGACCGUAAGAUCGAGAUUCCUCUCCCGAAUGAACAGAGCCGUCUGGAGAUUCUCAAAAUUCACACGCGCCCAAUUGCCAAGAGGGAUGAGUUGGACUACGAAGCUAUUGUGAAGCUGUCAGAUGGCUUCAACGGAGCAGACUUGCGCAAUGUAGCGACAGAGGCUGGUAUGUUUGCGAUCCGUGCGGAUCGAGACUAUUGUAUCCAAGAAGACUUCAUGAAAGCGGCACGCAAGCUGCAAGAAGCGAAGCGCCAUGAAAGCAAGAUUGAUUACUCUGCUAUUUGA